Taeniopygia guttata (zebra finch) is the source of this 1437-nucleotide messenger RNA. RefSeq names its product cAMP responsive element binding protein like 2 (gene CREBL2). Gene Ontology annotation, biological process: regulation of DNA-templated transcription. The record is from RefSeq and is marked provisional. Gene Ontology annotation, cellular component: nucleus. Lineage: Eukaryota; Metazoa; Chordata; Aves; Passeriformes; Estrildidae. Gene Ontology annotation, molecular function: DNA-binding transcription factor activity.
GUAAACAAACAUGGCGGCAGGCAGCGGCGGCGGCCGCGGGCGGCCUUGAGGCUCCGUGAGUGCCGGUGUCUGCCGGGGCGGCGGGCGGGCAGCUCCGCUUGCUCCUCGUGCAGGGGCUGCGGGAGGCGAUCGGGGCUGGCGGCACACAUGGAUGACAGCAAGGUGGUUGGAGGCAAGGUAAAGAAACCAGGCAAACGAGGUCGUAAACCAGCCAAAAUAGACUUGAAGGCAAAACUUGAAAGAAGUCGUCAGAGUGCAAGAGAGUGCAGGGCCAGGAAGAAGCUGAGAUACCAGUACUUGGAAGAGCUGGUUUCAAGCAGAGAGCGAGCCAUCUGUGCUCUCAGAGAAGAGCUUGAAAUGUACAAGCAGUGGUGCAUGGCCAUGGACCAAGGGAAAAUCCCCUCAGAAAUAAAAGCCCUGCUAACUGGAGAGGAGCAAGGCAAAGCACAGCAGAACUCAACCAAACUUGCCAAGGCUGCAAAGACAGAUGCAAACAGCAGCAAUCCCUGAGUUUCUAGCUUUAUGUUUUUAAAGAUCAACAUGAAAACCACUUUUUCAACCAUAACAAUCUUCUCCCCGGUGCAUCAUUCUAAAGAGGAUGGUGCGAACCUUCCACGCUGCAGCAGAGGUGGCUUGGGAGCUGGCAGGAGGAAGAAUGCUGUUCUGAAGAGUGGAUGCAUCCCCAGGUGCAGGGGAAAGGAUCUCAGUCUGUUCUUUUCUUUUUGCUCCUCCCCACAUGAAAUUCUUUGAUUAUGAUGUUCCUAAGGCUUUGUGGGUGGGGCUUUUAGAGCAGCAGGUGUUGGUGUAAGUGGAGCCUUGUUCUUCCUUUCACUACCCUGCCCUUCCCAAAUAUAGCUAAGGCAGCUUUGAGGCAUUCCCAGCACAAGAGUGGGGCUGCUUUUAUAUUGGAGCACAGAAUUAGGCUGGCUUUGUGUUUGGUGGUUAUGUGGUUGAUAACUGUUGUGGGAGUGGGGGAGGUUCUGUAAAAGAAAAGCAAGAGAAGAAUGUCGUAACAGCUUUGCUAAAGCCAAACCCAGUAUUGUAGGUCGAGGAGAAGGAGCUGGAUCAAAAGGUUUCAGUAAGAUUUGUAACCUAAAGGCAGGUGUUGCUCUUGUCAUCCAUCUUUAAUGCAGCAUGUCUUUUGUGUGACUGGGAUUCUUAAAGAGUUACUAGAUAUAUUUUCUGCUUAUCCUGGUUUAGGACAAAUAUGGGAGGAAACUUCCAAACAGGUCCCUCCUGAAAGCAGAUAAAAGCAGGCCCUCCCCCAUCUGGUUCAGGAAGAGAUUUCCUUGGAGAAAAGUGGAAAAAAUCUGUUUAUUUAACAAGCAAAGUAUUCAAGCAAAGUCUGUUUAUUUAACAAACAAAGUUUAUUUAACAAGCAAAGCAUACAAAAAAAUGAAUGAUAUGGAACAAUAAAACCUGUCACUGUUCUACCGA